This is a messenger RNA of Zymoseptoria tritici IPO323, 2053 nucleotides long. Its product is annotated as putative FRE ferric reductase-like transmembrane component. The record is from RefSeq and is a predicted model, not a curated record. Lineage: Eukaryota; Fungi; Ascomycota; Dothideomycetes; Mycosphaerellales; Mycosphaerellaceae. Gene Ontology annotation, molecular function: ferric-chelate reductase activity. The transcript is spliced from 4 exons. Gene Ontology annotation, cellular component: plasma membrane. Bases 173 to 2053 code for a protein of 626 amino acids. Gene Ontology annotation, biological process: intracellular iron ion homeostasis; iron ion transport; copper ion import.
UGUUUCUUCCUUGCAAUAUACCCUGAUCAGGACAGGACGGAGCAUUGGGCUCGAUCUCGCAACCGGAUUUCAAGAAUGCCGCGUUGCAGCGCAUAGACACCGACAGUCUGAACCAGCCACAAGUUCGGCUCGUUAGAUCGGGAGACUUCGCCACAAGGACUAGAUAUUGACCAUGGACGAUAUUGCAGCAAUGUCCGGCCUCGAACGGCGGCAUAUUCAAGACCACAAUGCGGCCAAUGUGAAGUACUGGGCUUAUCCGGCUCGCGUCCUGCCAUGCACCAAGGACCAAGGAACCUGCGAGUAUCUGGAAGCCGUGUAUAGCGGGCAUGUAACGUCAAUGCUGUACACGUUCAUCAUGUGGGGAGUGAUCUUGGGUGUGUUGGCGUCUUGGGCAACGUUGAGGGUCUGGAGGACGGGCAAGCCAUCGCAUGGGAUUGGGUCGUUGGUGAGCAGUGCUUGCGAUCGGGCGGCGAGACUGAAGAGGCAUUUCCUUCCGGAUGCGCCAAUGAGGUCGAUCUUUGGAAGGGUGUCGAGAUUGCAGGUUGCCGUACUCGCUGUGGUGUCAGGCUAUUUGUUGAUCUUCUCCCUCGUGGGGAUCGUCUACAAGACAUGGGUCACUCCGAUUGCCAAGACAGACCUGUUCAACACCCGUACCGGAAUUGGACCAUGGUCUGACAGAAUCGGUGCAUUGGCCUACGCUCUCACACCGUUCACUAUCAUGCUCUGUAUGCGAGAGAGCGUCCUCUCAAUCGUCACCGGUAUCCCAUACCAACACUUCAACUUCCUCCACAGAUGGCUCGGCCGUAUCAUCUUCGUGCAGUCCUUUCUGCACACUCUUGGCUGGACUCUGGUCGAAGCAAGAUUCUACCAACCGCAACCCAAAGUCUACGUGGCUUUCAUCACUCAGCAAUACGCCAUGUUCGGCGUUGUGGCCAUGUUCUUCAUUACCUGGCUUACAUUGUUCAGCACACAGUGGGCAAUUCGUAAAUUUGGAUACGAAUUUUUUAAGGCCUCACACUGGAUCAUUGCAGUGCUCUACAUCGCGGCUUGUUGGGGCCAUUGGGACAAACUUUGGUGCUGGAUGGUACCCAGUCUGGCUCUUAUUGCGAUCGACCAGGCCGUCCGAUUCGGUCGGACGCUCUAUAUUCAUAUGGGUGGAAAGCGAGGAACUGGCACUGGCUUUCAAUGUGCUCAAGCUGAGAUGACCGUGCUCACGGACGACAACGGCACAGUGAUUCGUCUCGACUUCGACCACGAACAUGCCGCAUGGGAGGCUGGGCAGCACUUCUUCCUGACUUUCCCGAGCCUCAGCAUAUGGCAGGCCCAUCCUUUCACCGUCUCCUCCGUUCCAGAACCAAACAGCCGAAUCCAACAUCACACCUAUCUGCUUCGUGUACGUGACGGACAGACGAAGAAGCUGGCCGCAAUGGGCAACACAACCGUUCCAACGAUCUUGUCAGGACCAUAUGGCCACGGCUUUCCACGUUACGAAUGCCAGCACAUGCUGGCAAUAUCAGGCGGCACCGGAGUAACAUUCACAAUGCCCAUUAUCCUUGAAGCGGUCAAACAAAGCGUAUCCAAGCGGGCAGUACUGGACUUUGUAUGGAUCGUGCGAAAAGCAGAGGACCUGCUCUGGCUGAGCGACGAGUUGUCUCAGUUGAAGAACUUACUGAAAGAAGCGAUCGGAUUGAGAAUCAGCAUCUACGUCAGUCGAGACAGCGAGCGAGACGCCCACAAGUCGGAGAAGCGAUUGAACGUCGAGAAGACGGACAGCAGCGACUCGUCGCUUUCCACAAGCUCGGACGUCGUCUUACAAGAGCUUCUCGCUAUCAGGGACUCCCGCUUCGCAGUCCAUUUCCUCAAAGAUCACCACCCCUCAGUCGCAGAGAUUCUCGCCGACUUCCAGGAGCGCGUGAUCGACCAUGGUGGCUCAGCGGAGAUUAUUGGUAGUGGACCUGAGGCAUUGGGCAGUGAUCUGAGAGCGGCGGUGGCAGCGUCGGACAUUGGAGAAGAGGGACCUUGGAGCCUGCAGCGCGUGAUCGUCAGCAAUUGA